This is a messenger RNA of Zingiber officinale, 3416 nucleotides long. RefSeq names its product receptor-like protein kinase HSL1. Gene Ontology annotation, molecular function: receptor serine/threonine kinase binding; protein kinase activity; ATP binding. Bases 167 to 3151 code for a protein of 994 amino acids. The record is from RefSeq and is a predicted model, not a curated record. The transcript is spliced from 2 exons. NCBI's taxonomy places the organism in Eukaryota, Viridiplantae, Streptophyta, Magnoliopsida, Zingiberales, Zingiberaceae. Gene Ontology annotation, biological process: protein phosphorylation.
CGUGCAUGAGCUGAGUGCCACGCCCUUCAUGCAAUGCCUCCUUCCUCCAAUUCCUCUUCCUUUCGAUCUGUGAUCGGUGUUGAAAUGGGAGGAAGUGCAGGAAGCUGCCUCCGCUUUGGCUUCGUUCGCUGAUAAUUUGUGAAGCGAAUAAGUCCGAUUCCUGGCCAUGGCAGUUGCUGCCGCUUCUGCUGCUGCUAUUGUUUUGUUGCAGCUCUGCUGGUUCUCCUUUGGCUUGAACCACGAAAGCAGCGUGCUUUUGGAGGUCAAAAGAGGGCUCGAAGACCCGUCCAAUGCCCUCUCCAACUGGGAGGUCGGUGCCGGCGAUGAGACCCCUUGUAACUGGACCGGCGUCGGUUGCUCCGGCGGCAGGGUGGCCGCCGUCGACCUCACCAACUUCAGCCUCGUCGGGCCCUUCCCGUCGGCCCUAUGCCGCCUCCCUGACCUUGCGUUCCUUUCCCUCUCCUUCAACUACAUCAACUCCUCUCUCCCCGACGCCGCCCUCGCCGGUUGUGCUGCGCUCGCCCACCUCGACCUCUCCCAGAACCUCCUCGUCGGUCGCCUCCCCGACUCGCUCGCCGACUUGCCGGCGCUCACUUACCUCGACGUCAGCGGCAACAACUUCUCUGGUGAAAUUCCGCCGUCGUUCGGGCGGUUCCGACGGAUCGAGUCUUUGUCGCUCGUUGCCAAUCUCCUCACCGGCGGUGUCCCGGAUUUCCUCGGCAACCUCACCACCCUCCGCCAGCUUAACCUCUCUUACAAUCCCUUUGCUCCCGGAAGCAUACCCUCCUCCCUAUCCGACCUCGCCUCGCUGGAGGUGCUUUGGCUCGCCGGAUGCGGCCUCGUCGGCGAAAUCCCGCGCUCCCUCGGCCGGCUCUCCAAGCUCCUUGACCUCGACCUGUCCAACAACGCGCUUUCCGGCCACAUCCCGGCGACGUUGGCCAACCUCUCCGACGUCGUCCAAAUGGAGCUCUACAACAACUCGCUCUCCGGCCAGAUCCCGCUAGGGUUUGGCAAUCUUAGUUCUCUGGUCCGUUUCGAUGCGUCGAUGAAUCGCCUCGAGGGGCCGCUUCCGGAUGACCUAUUCGAUGGCCCCCGGCUAGAAAGCCUCCAUAUCUACGCGAACCGCCUCACCGGCGGCGUCCCCACCGCUGUCGCACUGUCCACCAGCCUUGUCGAAGUGCGGCUGUUUGCCAAUCGACUCAACGGCUCGCUCCCGCCGGAGUUGGGAAAGAAUUCGCCGCUCACUCUCCUCGAUCUGUCGGACAACUUGCUCUCCGGCGAGAUCCCUCCCAGCAUCUGCGACCGGGGGGUGCUCGAGCAGCUGCUCUUGAUCGACAACAUGUUCUCCGGCGGCCUCCCGGUUAGUCUGAGCCGGUGCCGAACCCUCUCCCGCGUCCGCCUCAGGAACAACCUGCUAUCCGGCGAAGUCCCUUCCGGAUUCUGGGGCUUGCCGCACCUCUGGCUGCUCGAGCUCAGUGGCAACUCAUUUUCCGGUGGGAUCUCUCCGAUCAUUGCAAACGGAGCGAAUCUCUCCAAGAUCGUCCUCGACAACAACCAGUUCACCGGAAACAUCCCGGCGGAAAUUGGAGCACUUUCAAAGUUAUACGAGUUUUCUGCCUCCAACAACCGUCUCUCCGGUCCCCUUCCGGCGUCCCUUGGGAAUCUCGAAGAGCUUGGGCAGCUCGACCUCCAUCACAAUCUCCUCUCCGGCGAAGUACUUCGAGGGGUCCAGUCGUGGACGAAGCUCAGCGAACUGAAUCUCGCCGACAAUGCGUUCUCUGGCGGGAUACCUCCAGAGCUUGGCAACCUCCCGGUGCUCAACUACCUUGACCUCUCCGGUAAUAACCUCACGGGAGAGGUUCCCAUCCAAUUGCAGAACUUGAAGCUCAAUGAAUUAAACUUAUCGAACAACGACCUCUCUGGCGCUCUCCCACCUCUUUUCGCCAGGGAAGCCUACCGGGACAGCUUCCUCGGCAACCCUGGACUCUGUAAGGCAAUAUCUGGGCUAUGCCCUGUUUCGCAUGGCAGAAGGUAUCAUCAUAGCUCCAUGUGGUUGCUUCGCUCCAUCUUCAUCACUGCUUCCUUGAUCUUUGUCGUCGGAGUCGCUUGGUUUUCGUGGCGAUAUCACAAGUACCACAAGGAGAAGCAGGUGAAGGAGAAGUCCAAAUGGACACUGACUUCGUUCCACAAAUUAGGAUUCAGUGAGUUCGAGAUCUUGGAUUGCCUCGACGAGGAUAACGUGAUCGGCCGUGGAGGUUCAGGGAAAGUUUACAAGGCCAUCCUCAGCGACGGAGAGACUGUUGCAGUGAAGAAGCUGUGGGGAUCUUCAAAGGAUGUUGAGAAUGCAAAGCAAUCCGAUGACGACGGCUUCGAGGCAGAGGUUGCUACCCUGGGGAAGAUCCGGCAUAAGAACAUCGUGAAGCUCUGGUGCUGCUGCAGCCAAAGAGACUGCAAGCUUCUGGUGUACGAGUACAUGCCUAAUGGGAGCUUAGGAGACUUGCUGCACAGCAGCAAAGGAGGGCUUUUGGACUGGGCGAUGCGGUAUAAGAUAGCGCUCGAUGCAGCAGAGGGGCUUGCUUAUCUCCACCACGACUGCAUGCCCCCAAUCGUGCACAGAGAUGUGAAAUCCAAUAACAUCCUUUUGGACGGAGAAUAUGGAGCGAAAGUGGCAGAUUUCGGGGUUGCCAAAGCCGUGGAGAUGAUCGGCAAGGGCCCAAAAUCUAUGUCCAUGAUUGCUGGCUCCUGUGGAUACAUCGCCCCAGAGUAUGCUUACACGCUCCGAGUUAACGAGAAGAGCGACAUAUACAGCUUCGGCGUGGUCAUUCUCGAACUAGUGACUGGCAAACUCCCAGUUGAUCCCGAGCUCGGAGAAAAGGACUUGGUGAGGUGGGUAUCCAGCAGCGUCGAUCAGAAGGGAGUGGAAUUCGUUAUCGAUCCAAAGCUCGAGGUGUCUCGCAAAGGGGAGAUCGGCAAGGUUCUCCGCGUUGGCUUGCUCUGCACCAGUUCUCUCCCGAUCAACCGCCCCUCCAUGAGAAGGGUCGUCAAGAUGCUGCGAGAAGUUUGUCCAGAAAUCAAACACAAGAGCGAGAAGGACGGUAAACUAUCGCCGUACUACUCAGAAGAUAAUUUCGACUUCGGAAAUAAUGUAUAAAACGGAAAUCUGCUUGUAUCACAGGCUUUUUGAUGCCUGUUUCUUGCUCUGAUGAUGGCAUCUAGCCAUUUGCGAAUUGCGACUGGGAAAUGAUAAACGGGAGGAUGACUGAAACAUUAAACAAGUGAAUUGGCACUCUGUAAUUUCUGUUGUCGGGCGGUGGAUGGACAAUGGACCGCAUGCAUACGGUCGAAGGGUACUCAGCUCCGUCUGUUGCUGUUGCAGUAUAAUAAUUGGAUUGCGUUUGGUUAUGUUCAAUUUUAAA